Molecule: messenger RNA, 393 nt
Organism: Microthlaspi erraticum
Lineage: Eukaryota; Viridiplantae; Streptophyta; Magnoliopsida; Brassicales; Brassicaceae
Source: the annotation of a GenBank genome assembly
AUGAUCCAUGCAAGUUUCCAAGUCAAGAGCAUCAAUUUAUCUCCAAGUGAUAAUUCUCGCUACCAAGCAGAAACGAAGCUCCGGAAGUUUGGCCGCGAACGGAGGCGUUCCCGACGUCCAAAAGUCACGAUCUUGAUAUGGAAAGAUAGAUACUUGAGUCAUGCAUCACGUCGAAGUGAAAUAAGACAUUUGGAUCAACCAUUAGGCCGGAACUUAUUUUCUACCAAGACAUGUCCGGUUAGCGACCAAACGGAGCCCCUGGAGGAUUUGGAGUAUUUCAGCUCGGCUCUGAUUCUCGGGUCGGGUCAAACCCAUUUCCCGAUGCAGACAAAUUCUCACCCUUUCUCGUCGAUCUCCGAUCAUCACCACCAUCAGAAUCAGCAUCAUCCAUAG